AUGUCGGAAGCUAUCGUCGCAAUGACGCAAGAUGCGGAACCGGAAGGAAGUCACAAUAAUUUUGAGGUGUACGAUUGGGAUCCGAGAGAAAAGACGCGGAUCCUGAGCGCCUUCUUCUGGGGUUACACGGUAAUGCAAAUUCCAAGCGGUUAUUUAGCUAAAACGUGGAGCGCUAAAAAGCUACUCAGUUACGGGAUGCUAUUUUGUGGUAUCUUGAACAUUUUAAUACCCACCACCGCGCACUACGGAAAUGUGACCGCAGUCUGCAUUUGUAGAGUGGCCAUGGGGGCCUGCCAGAGUUGCCUUUUGCCAUGCAUCCAUACUUUUCUUUCAAAGUGGGCAGCUGUUUCCGAGAGAGCACGACUUGGAGCGUUUGCCUAUGCCGGGGCACAAUUUGGUACUGUGAUUUGUUUCCCGAUUUCUGGAGUAUUAGCAGCGUCUAAAGUCGGCUGGCCAUCCGUAUUUUACGUUUUCGGUGCUCUAGCGGUAUUUUGGAGCGUCAUGUUUUUUAUAUUUGCAUACGAUUCACCGUCUCACCACUCUCGAAUAUCGGAGAAGGAAAAAGUAUUCAUAGAGAGUGGUUUAACGAAUACCAACGAGAAAAACGAGCAAAACAACGAUAAGCAAAUCACACCGUGGAAAUCGAUUUUCACUUCGAUACCGAUGUGGGCUCUUAUAGUCGUUCAUUGCGGCCAAAAUUGGGGAUACUGGACUCUUAUCACCGAAAUGCCGAGUUACAUGAACGCCGUUUUGAAAUUCGACCUCGAAAAGAAUGGCUUAAUGGCAGCUCUUCCCUACUUGGCAAUGUGGAUUUUAAGUUUUCCAGUGAGUUGGUUAUCCGACUUUGCUUUGAAAAAAGGCGUCUCGAGAGGAGUAGCCAGGAAGGUUUGUAAUACUAUCGCUCACUGGGGCCCAGCUGUAGCUUUGAUCGGUCUUGCAGCUAUGCCAGAGCAUAACACCAACGUGGCUGUAGCGAUUCUCGUAAUAGCUGUAGGGUUAAAUGCCGGAUCGCUCUGCGGUUUUCAAAUAAAUCACAUCGACCUGAGUCCCAAUUUUGCUGGUACGAUGAUGUCCAUCACGAAUUGCAUCGCGUCUGUAAUUGCAAUAAUUGCUCCGCUAGUGUGCGGCGAAAUCGUAACCGACGAGAAAAACGUGACGCAAUGGAACACGGUGUUUUAUCUAUCUGCCGCGAUCUAUAUAUUAGGAAAUUUGAUUUUUAUCAUCUUCGGUCAAGCUGAAGUUCAACCAUGGAAUAAUUCUAAAGUUGAGUAA
Hylaeus anthracinus is the source of this 1272-nucleotide messenger RNA. RefSeq names its product putative inorganic phosphate cotransporter. The transcript is spliced from 6 exons. Gene Ontology annotation, cellular component: plasma membrane. Bases 1 to 1272 code for a protein of 423 amino acids. NCBI's taxonomy places the organism in Eukaryota, Metazoa, Arthropoda, Insecta, Hymenoptera, Colletidae. Gene Ontology annotation, biological process: monoatomic anion transport; transmembrane transport. The record is from RefSeq and is a predicted model, not a curated record. Gene Ontology annotation, molecular function: transmembrane transporter activity.